Acanthopagrus latus (yellowfin seabream) is the source of this 1978-nucleotide messenger RNA. Its product is annotated as neurogenic differentiation factor 4-like. The transcript is spliced from 2 exons. The coding region runs from base 184 to 1182 and encodes 332 amino acids. Lineage: Eukaryota; Metazoa; Chordata; Actinopteri; Spariformes; Sparidae. The record is from RefSeq and is a predicted model, not a curated record. Gene Ontology annotation, molecular function: protein dimerization activity.
GAGGUUAAAACCCAGAGCUCCCGCAGAGUGACCCACGCUGAGACUCUGUGGGACGGCACGGCACGGCACGGCACGGCACAUCACCACAGUGUGACGGUGGACUGAGAGACCAGAGCUGAAGAGAACAACCUUCUGCUGCCAAACUUCCUGAGGAGGUCCCGGGACACAUCAGCACGGACUACUAUGAUGAUCAAGCCGUAUGUGAGACAAGGCGAGGGAGAGGAGGUGGCCAGCCCUCUGCAGUGGAUGGACGGAGACGUGAGCUCACCUGAUGGAGCUGCGUCGGUCUCAUCGCAUCACUACAGAGCAGGUGGAGUGAACCAAGAGGGCCGGGAAAUGGGGAGCGAGGACGUGGAGGAGGACGAGGAGGACGAGGAGGAGGGACAGGAGGACGAGAACGAGUCCAAACGAAGGGGGCCCAAGAAAAAGCGGAUGACCAAGGCCCGACAGGAGCGAUUCCGUGCCAGGCGCGUGAAGGCCAACGCCAGGGAGCGCUCGCGCAUGCACGGUCUGAACGACGCGCUGGAGAACCUGCGCACCAUCAUGCCCUGUCACUCCAAGACACAGAAACUGUCCAAGAUCGAGACAUUACGGCUGGCCCGCAACUACAUCUGCGCUCUGUCCGAGGCCCUGGAGGGGGGCGUUUCCACGGAGAGCAGGGGGUUCAUGGAGACGCUGUGUAAGGGCCUCUCACAGCCGACCUCCAACCUGGUGGCCGGCUGCUUGCAGCUGGGACCGACCCCUGGCGCUGGGAUGAGGCCCGAGGACCGACACAGAGUCCGGGCCGCACCCACUCCUCUCGGCGGCAUGGUGAGCUACUCCUCUCCGGGCCUGCCGAGUCCACCGUAUGGCACUUUUGACUCCGCUCACCUGCUUCACCUGAGGGCGAUGAAAGGGGGAGUGUACGAGAAUCACUCGCCAAAUGAGUACAAUGCCGGCGGUGUGGGGACGCCUCCCUACGAUGGCCCCCCUACACCACCACUGAGCAUCAGCAGCAACCUGGUGCCCAAACAGGAGCCUACAGGCCACUACCCACCCCCACACCACUACUCCCCCUCCCCCGUGGAGCAGGGCCUGUAUCAGACUCAGACCGGCUAUGACGUUCACUUAGAGGGGCCGUAUGACUCCUACCAUCCGCCGCACAUGCCCCCCCGACAGAUAGCCUCCGUCUACAGAGACUGAGACCAAUCAGGAGGCUCGAUUCUGUUUCAACCGUCGAUACAACCUGACUGAUCAUCUUCAUGAACAAGUCUUCCUCAGUAGACUGUCUGCUAGUAGAGAAACUGUAGACUAAACAUGGUUUGUUUACACGUGUGGUGCACUUAGACUUACACUGCAGAACAUUGUUAAAAUUAGAAACUACUAACAAUACAUGUUCUUUAAAAAAAAAUAAAAAAAAUAAAAAGGAUUACCAAAUGAUUUAGCAACAGGAACUGUUGCUUUGGCCAUGCUGACCAGAUGUCCUGUUACUGUGACGCAAGCACUUCUAAUUUAGCUUUGAUGACGUCAGAUGUUCUACAUAAAUUUAAAAUAUUUCUAUUUAUUCUCUAAUUUAAUACAGUGUAUAUGAACUUUGUUCUGGUGUGUGUCUGGUUUUUCCCUCUGUAUAUAUUUGUGGUCAAGGCAUCUCGUUGUUUGCUACCUAGUUUAUCUCUUUUAUUUCUUUUGUGUUCACUUUUCAAAUUACAGUAUUUCAUGUUUUUGCACUCGAAAACCUAUUCUGAGGUAGAUAUACAGGGUAGUAGCCGAUGUAGCUGAUCUUUGGAAGUUUUUGUCUACAGAAGGAGGAUGUUUUGAUUUUUAGAAAACAGGAAGAAAAUAAGAAGGGAUGUGAGUGGGGGAUCAUGGUGAAGAAGCAAAAAUGUAAUUCUCAGGUUAACACUGUCAGCAUUGUAAUUUCCCUUUUCUUUUGAAUUGUUUUGUCUCUUUUGGAAAUUUUGAUGUUAUUAAAAUAUUAAAAACUCAAUUUACCCUUGGA